Messenger RNA from Solanum verrucosum, 498 nucleotides. Its product is annotated as nuclear transcription factor Y subunit A-10-like. The coding region runs from base 1 to 498 and encodes 165 amino acids. The transcript has 4 exons. The record is from RefSeq and is a predicted model, not a curated record. Gene Ontology annotation, biological process: regulation of transcription by RNA polymerase II. Lineage: Eukaryota; Viridiplantae; Streptophyta; Magnoliopsida; Solanales; Solanaceae. Gene Ontology annotation, molecular function: RNA polymerase II cis-regulatory region sequence-specific DNA binding; DNA-binding transcription factor activity, RNA polymerase II-specific.
AUGGAGCAGCCUAUGUCCUCUGACUCUCAUGAAUCAGGUGUUUCUAUGCAAUCAUAUACUAUGGACUAUCAAGGCCACUUUGAUCUAGGUUUAUUUGGUCAACCCCUGGGCCGGAUUAUGCUACCAUUGAAUUUGACCUCCCAUGAUGAAAGCCCAAUAUUUGUCAAUGCCAAGCAAUAUCAUGGGAUACUUAGGCGUAGAAAAUUCCGCGCAAAGGAAAUGGAGAAGAACUUACUUAAACCGCGUAAGCCAUUCUUGCACCUCUCGCGCCAUCUCCAUGCCAAGAGUAGACCUAGGGGAGGUGGGGGCCGCUUCUUGAACACGAGGAAGACGAAUGGAAGUAUCAACGAUAAUGCAAACGGUACAACCAAGACUAGCAACAAGAAAUGUCAUCACACUAUAUCACAAAAUUCUGAAGUUUUGCAGUCUGAUGUAUUCAAUUUUAACUCAAUAAAGGAAACAACUAACAAUAUGUCCUCUAUUGGAUACUGGCCAUGA